Pocillopora damicornis (cauliflower coral) is the source of this 654-nucleotide messenger RNA. RefSeq names its product integrator complex subunit 8. Gene Ontology annotation, molecular function: protein binding. Lineage: Eukaryota; Metazoa; Cnidaria; Anthozoa; Scleractinia; Pocilloporidae. Gene Ontology annotation, cellular component: integrator complex. Gene Ontology annotation, biological process: snRNA 3'-end processing. The record is from RefSeq and is a predicted model, not a curated record.
CCAUUUGAAAAGCUGCUGUUCAAGAUAAAACAUUGCGCGGGCGAAAACAGUAUGGCGACGUUCAGCAGCUCAAAGCUUGCUUCGAAAACAGCUAUUUCUUGGUUCGAGUUCUUGUUUGAUACAACAGGAGAUUUGUUGAAAAAACACUUAGGGGAAGCAUCAGCAGAACCUUCAGCCACACAACUCAUUGUUCAAUUUCUGGAACACUCUGGGUUGGUCAACAAUAAUGUGGGUGCUGCUUCUGAAACUCCUCCAACUGAAAACAGAAGAGUACAACGCCUCUGUCACUUAGCUUUAAGGAUUGGAACACAUCUGCAGUGGAAUCUGGAAAUUUUGGAAGAAAAUCUUUCUCUUCAAUGGCAAAGCAUUUUGUUGGGUGAACUCAUAAAGAGAACCCCAGGAUUAGAUGAGGUGCUUAAGAGUGAUACAGAUAUCAGUAAACUGGACAAAAAACAUGCAAUGACUCUCAUAAUUUACUAUAGAUGGUUGGUUAGGACUCUGUCUCAGCAUUUUCUUCCUAAUGUUGAAAAACCUACCAAUAAUGGUCUUACAGCUGACAACUUGGCAAAUGAAAGCAUUCUGAAAAAGGUAAGAAAAACUACCUUAAAAAAAGGGUCAGUGGGUCAGUGGGGACAGGGAACAUACAAGUUUUGA